AACAUGGCGAGAGGGAUGAGAGGAGCUCAUCUGCUCGCGCUACUUUGUACCUUUUCGGGCACGCUCUUCAGGGACGCAGAUGGACAAGGAACUUCUAAUGGCUUGACAAGUUUUAGUUUGAAUCCCCCGUAUUUCAACCUCGCCGAAGUGUCUGGUAUCUCAGCCACAGCAACCUGCGGCCAGGAUGAGACCGGGAGACCGAAACAUGAAUUAUACUGUAAGCUUGUCGGAGGACCGAACAACGGACCUCCUACUCAAAAUAUACAGGGUCAGUUCUGUGACUACUGCACCUCCGCUGACCCCAACAAAGCCCACCCGGUGACCAACGCCAUCGAUGGGACGGAGCGAUGGUGGCAGAGCCCUCCUCUCUCCAGGGGAAUGGGCUACAACGAGGUGAACGUUACCCUGGACCUUGGGCAGCUCUUCCAUGUGGCGUACAUCCUCCUCAAGUUCGCUAAUUCACCUCGGCCUGACCUCUGGGUGCUGGAGCGCUCUGUCGACAACGGGAGAACCUUCAAGCCCUGGCAGUAUUUUGCACAUUCAAAGCGCGAAUGCCUUGAAAUAUUUGGAAAGCAGCCCAAUGCUCGUGUAGUACACGACGAUGACCAGCUCUGCACCACAGAAUACUCACGGAUCGUCCCCUUGGAGAACGGAGAGAUUGUGGUGUCUCUGGUCAACGGUCGCCCGGGGUCCAAAAACUUCACCUACUCGCCGGUUCUGCAAGACUUCACGAAGGCCACCAACAUCCGCCUGCGCUUCCUCCGCACCAGCACCCUGUUGGGCCACCUGAUCUCCAAGGCCCAGAGAGACCCCACCGUCACACGCAGGUAUUACUACAGUAUCAAAGAUAUCAGCAUCGGUGGACGCUGCGUUUGUCAUGGACAUGCACAGGUGUGCGCUGGGGGGCGUUACCCGGACAACCCAAACAGACUCCAGUGUGAGUGCCAGCACAACACCUGCGGUGAGUCAUGUGACCGCUGCUGCCCAGGCUUCAACCACAGGCAAUGGCGUGUCGCCACCGCCGACAGCCCCAACGAGUGUCAUCCCUGCCAGUGUUUCUCCCAUGCCUUUGACUGUUAUUACGACCCAGAGGUGGAAAAGAGGAGAGCAAGUUUAGACACCUUCGGAAGGUACGACGGAGGUGGAGUGUGCAUCAACUGUCAGCAAAACACUGCUGGAGUGAACUGUGAGCGAUGCCUUGAGGGUUUCUACAGACCUUAUGGAGUCCCUCCUGACUCUCCCACUGGAUGCAUACCCUGCCGGUGUGACGAAAGGACUUCAGCCGGCUGUGAGAUGGAGUCUGGGAGGUGUAUCUGCAAGCCACAAUUUGCUGGAGAAUACUGUGAUCACUGUGCUGACGGAUACUAUUACUACCCUCAGUGCAUUCGAUAUCCCGUAUACCAGACGACCACCCAAUCCCCUGCAGGACCCAUUGUGGGGCCCACCGCUUGCCCUCCUGGUUAUUUCGGCUCACCCAGCUGUCAGCAGUGUAUAUGUGACUACAGAGGGACAGCGUACGGGGUGUGCGACGCUACAGGCCGCUGCCUGUGCCGCCAGGGUGUGGAGGGGGAGCGAUGCGACCGCUGUCGACCAGGACGCCACUCCUUCCCAACCUGCCAGGAGUGUGCCUGUGACGGGGCUGGCGUGGCUGACGGCGUGUGCAGUCCGAGCGGCCAGUGUAUCUGCUUUCCCAACUAUACGGGGCAGGAGUGUGACCAAUGUGCGCCAGGCUACUAUGGAUACCCCGACUGUGCUGUCUGUCAAUGUUCACAGGAAGGCUCAUAUGGCAGCAUAUGCAACCCACUGUCGGGUCAGUGUCUGUGUCUCCCAGGGGUGGUGGGCCAGCAGUGUGACCACUGCGCCUCUGGACUCAGGUUCCCCCAGUGCUCAGCCCCCAUCAGUGUGUGUAACCCAGCAGGAACUGAGGUCACUGAUCCUCAAUCGGGCUCCUGCCGCUGCCUAGCCCACGUAGAGGGAACCCUGUGUGACAGGUGUAAACCCCUCUACUGGAAACUGGCUACAGAAAACCCCCGUGGCUGUACGGAGUGUCGGUGUGACGUGAAGGGGACCCUGAGUGGUGUUGGAGAGUGUGAACAGAAAAGUGGACAGUGUCACUGUAAGCCUAAUGCACGUGGACAUGCUUGUGAAACCUGUAAGGAUGGAUACUUCCUGCUGCAGAAAAAGAACUAUUUAGGCUGUCAAGGUUGUCAGUGUGACGUAGGCGGUGCCAUCGACACGGCGUGUGAUGAGAUGUCGGGACAGUGUCGUUGUCGGAAGGACGUAGUUGGCCGUGAAUGCACCGAGCCCGCACCAAGCCACUACUUCCCCACUCUUCACCAUCUGAAGUUUGAGGUCGAGGAUGGCACCACGCCAAACGCCAGACCAGUGCGCUUUGGUUAUAACCCCCGAGAGUUCCCAGAUUUCAGCUGGAGAGGUUAUGCUGUGAUGUCUCCUGCACAGAGUGAAGUCAGAGUAACGGUGCAUGUUGACCGAAAAGAGGAGAGGCCGCACUUAUUCCGCGUGGUUCUGCGGUUCACUAACCCGAGCAGCGCCAGUGUGACCGGUAGCAUCGGGGCUGCCAAUAACAGAGGCGCCGCAGGGUCGGAUCAGAGUAAGGAAGUGAUAUUCCCUAAGAGUCCCUCCCCAUCCUUCCUCACUGUCCCAGGAGAGGGCUUCGCUGAGCCCUUUGAGUUGACCCCUGGGACGUGGGUCAUUCACAUCAGGGCAGAGGGGGUUCUGCUGGACUAUUUAGUGCUGCUUCCCCGGGAUUACUAUGAGGCACCUUUGCUGCAGGAGAAGAUCACCCAGCCCUGCACAUACUUACCCUCUGCUAACAAGGAGACAAACUGUCUGUUGUACAAGCAUGUGGCCAUGGAGGGCUUCAGCGCUGCACUGGGCUCGCAAGGAAAACUCUCCAGCCGCAGCGGGCGCAGGAGGAGGAGGCAGGCUCGUGUGCACCAGCCCACCCCAGAUCACCCUGAGAUGGCCGCUCUCGAUGGCAGACAGUUGCAGCUCCAACUCAGCCUGCGCGUGCCUCGUCCUGGCCCGUACGCCCUUGUCCUGGAGUACGCCAGCGAGGUGGACGCUGUCCAGAAUGUCAACAUGGUCAUCGGCGACCAAUCAGGUGGCCAGACCCCAGCCAGGGCCAACAUUUACAGUUGUGCCUUCAGCUUCUUGUGCCGGAGUGUGGCAGUGGACAUCAGUAAUAAGGUGACGGUGUUGCAGCUCGCGCACAAGACGGAGAUUCUUCUGCAAACGUCCACGACAUCGAUGCUGCUGCACAAAGUCUAUGCAGUCCCCGCGGAAGAGUUCUCCCUUGACUAUUUAGAGCCGAAGGUGCUGUGCGUCUCCACUCAUGGCCGCUUCACCGAGGACAGUCGGCACUGCGUUCUGAGGCAAUUGGACAAGCCAACCUCAGCCUGGGUUUUAUACGCUGCCCGUGAUGGACAGCUAUCUUCGGCACCAGCUGUUUCCCCCCAACAAGGAGAGAAUGAGGACUGGAGACGGAGACGGCAGAUCGGGGUGUUCCCCGUCCGCGAACCUCAGAGCGACGGGAUACUGCUUAAAUUCCCUCAGACGGAGAUCAAUUUCACUCCCAAGGUGCCGCUCCCGGGCACGUAUGUGGUUGCGGUCCAUUAUCACCAGCCUGAACAUACCUCCUUCCCUGUUGAGGUCCAUGUGGACGCAGGGCGUGAGUGGAAGGGUUCGGUAAACGCAUCCUUCUGUCCCGCCGUCUCAGGCUGCAGGGAGGUUGUGACCGCUGAUGGGCGCAUUGCCUUCGACUUUGAGCAGAGUUCUUGGCAGCUGCCCAGCAUCUCUUUGAUCGUGCCACCUACAAAGACACUUAUUCUGGAUCAUAUCUUGUUGAUUCCCGAUAGCAGUUACACCCCAGAUCUCCUGAAAGAGAAGCCGCUGGAUAAAUCUGCACAUUUCAUACAGCAGUGCAGAGGAGAAGGGUUCUAUAUUGACCAGAGAACCUCUCCCCAGUCCUGCAGAGACUCUGCCCGCUCUCUUGUAGCGGCCUAUAAUGACGGAGCGCUGCCUUGCGACUGUGACAAGUCCGGCUCUACCGGGACCACUUGCCAGCCAGUUGGAGGACGGUGUCCCUGCAGGCCGCACGUCAUCGGUCGGCAGUGCACUAAGUGCGCCACAGGAUACUACGGCUUCCCUUACUGCAGACCGUGUGAAUGUGGCCGCCGGCUGUGUGACGAGGUGACCGGACGCUGUAUCUGCCCGCCUCAGACGGUGAAACCUGCCUGCGAUGUGUGCCAGGGUCAGACUUUCAGCUAUCACCCAUUGCUGGGCUGCGAGGGCUGUGGAUGCUCUCCCGAUGGCAUCAAGGCCAACGCAGGCCUUGACUGUGACCUCAUCACCGGACAGUGCAGUUGCAAGCCUCGGAUUGGUGGGCGGCAGUGCGACCGCUGUGCCGCAGGUUAUUACCGCUUCCCUGACUGUGUACCGUGCAGCUGCAACCGGGGCGGCGUCACAUCGGACAUCUGCCACCCAGACACAGGCAGGUGUCUCUGCAAGAGGAAUGUUGCUGGCGUCAAGUGUGUGACCUGUCGGGAAGGUUCCUUCUAUUUCGACCCCUCCAAUCCUCACGGCUGUACCAGCUGCUUCUGCUUCGGAGCGACUGACCAGUGUCAGAGCUCCAGCAAACGCAGGGGGAAGUUGGUGGAGAUGCAGGUGUGGCGCUUGGAAAGCCCCGAUCAGGGGGAGGUCACCUCGGUGUUGAACACAGCCAGUAACACCGUGGUGGCAGACAUCCAGGAGCUCCCUCCGACAGUUCAAACUCUACACUGGGUGGCACCAUCGUCCUACCUGGGAGACAGGGUUUCGUCUUAUGGUGGUUUCCUCACCUACCAGUCCAAAUCCUUUGGGAUUCCCAGUGAGGGCAUGACUCUCAUGGACAGGAGACCUGAUGUCGUGCUGACUGGUCAGGAUAUGACCCUGAUCCACAUGGCUCCACAAGUCCCACUUCCAGACAGGCUGUAUCAGGCCAGGGUCCAGCUCUUGGAGAGAAACUGGCGCCAUGCUGUCACCAACAGGCCGGUCUCCCGAGAGGAGCUGAUGAUGGUCCUAGCCGGUCUGGUUGGCUUGAGGAUCCGAGCCUUGUACUUUACUCAGACCCAGCGACUCAGUCUAGGAGAGGUGGGCCUGGAGGGGGUGACUAACACAGGGACUGGUGGUCCUGGAAACACGGUGGAAGAUUGUUCCUGCCCGCCUCAGUACACCGGAGACUCCUGUGAGAAAUGUGCUCCUGGUUACUUCAGAGACCGCAGUGGGCUUCUCCUGGGCCGCUGUGUGCCCUGUGAGUGCAACGGUCUGGCUGACGAGUGUGAAGAGAGGACAGGAAAGUGCCUGAGCUGUCAGUUCAACACGGCUGGGGAUCGAUGUGAGCGCUGCAAAGACGGUUACUAUGGAAACGCGGCUCAGAAGGCAUGCAGAGUUUGCCCGUGCCCAUUCAGCCUGCCUGCAAACAAUUUUGCGAUAGGUUGCAAAGAAGUAUUUGGAGACUUUGAGUGUAAAUGCAGAGCCGGCUACCGCGGAGACAAGUGUGAGAGUUGUGCUUCUGGUUACUACGGUGAUCCAUUGAUACCAGGAGGAAGUUGUCGGCCCUGUAAUUGCUACGGCAAUGGAAACAACUGUGAUCCCAGGACUGGAGUUUGCAAGAACACACUGGAGCCGGGAGACACAAACACAGACGAGCACUGCCACGAGUGUGAUAAUUGUGCUCAGACUUUACUACAUGAUCUGGAGAAGCUGGAUUAUGAGCUGGGAAGGAUCAAGAAUAAAAUGGACAACGCCAGUGCCAGUGCCACAUCUCAGGACAGGCUGAAGAAGCUGCAAAAGGCUGUGUCAGACACCAAGAUUCUCGUCAACAAAUUCGGCUCCGCCGUAAACACCCAGAAGUCCAGAGUCAACCAGCUGGAAGAGGAUGUGAGCACUCUCUCAGAUGACAUCAGCACACUCAAAGACAAGGCAAAUAAGAGGGCUGCUGAUGCUGACAAGGCUGUGGCCGAUGUGGGAAAAACCCACAAGAGGGCCAAAGAUCUGGACUCAGAGAUUCAAAACAUGCUGAAGAAAAUCCAAGCUCUGCUGGACCAACUGAAGGAUGCAGGCACAGGUGGUGAUGCGGUGCCCAAUGAUAACCUGGCUAAAAUGCUCGAAGAUGCUCAGCGCAUGGUGAAGGAGAUGAAGGAUAGGAACUUCACCCCUCAGGAGACAGCUGCGGAGAAAGAACGAGACGAGGCUAUGAAACUGCUGGACCAUGUCAAGGCUAAUCUCACUAAGCAGUGCGACAAGAACCAGGCUGCAGCCGAAAAGCUUCGGGGCCUUCUGAAGGGUUACGAGGCCAAGCUGAAGGACCUGGACAAGGCUCUGAAGGAGGCAGUGGACUUGGUGAAAAAAGCCAAUGCCCAGAACGGGCUCAAUGCUCAGACACUGGGAGAUCUGCAGAAACGUAUUAAAGACUUAAAACAGGAGCAGAAGACUGUUGAAGACCAAAUGACCAUGGCGGAAAAAGAGCUGCAGAAAACCGAAGACUUGGUGAAGAUGCUAUCUGACAGCAAAACGGAAUAUGAACAGCUGGCAGCACAGAUGGAUGGCGCCAAGACUGACUUGACGAAGAAGGUGAAUGAGAUUGCCAAUGCCGCUGCCAAGAAGGGCAUUGUGGAGGCUGCAGAGGAACAUGCUAGGAACCUUGACAAGCUGGCAAGGGACCUUGAGAAUGCUGUUAAGAACACAAGUGGACGGCCUGAAGUUCGGAACGCCAAAGACGCUAUCGAUGCCUACAAGAACAUCACAGAUGCAGUUAAUGCCGCUGAGGCUGCAGCUAAUGAGGCCAAAGGUGCAGCAGACAACGCCCUGAAUAAUUUAAACAAACAGAAGCUCACACAAAGAGCGACAGACCUGAAAGAGACUAGUGAUGACCUACUGAAGAAUGCAAAGGAUGCAGAGAAAGACCUUCAAGGCACUGAAGCCGAUGUUACUGACCUGAAGAAACGCUUGAAUGCUGCUGGCAAUAAGAAGAACGCUCUUCAGAAUGACCUGCUCAAUGUGAAGGACACAUUAAACAACAUCAAAAGAGAUGAGGUCAGGGAUAUGAUUGAUGACGCCAAGAAUCAGGCAGCUUCAGCCAAUAACACGGCCACUAACACUAUGAACAAACUGAAUGACAUCAAAAAGGAAAUUGACAAGAUCAAUCUUAGUCCUGUUAACUCCAACCUGGGCAAGGUGCUGGAUGAUGUGGACAAGUCAGUGAAGAACUUGCUGAAAACCAUCCCGUCUCUGAACGAUAAGCUCUCAGAGGUGGAGAACCUGACCUCGCAGUUCUCAACCCUGAGCAACAUAUCUGAGAACAUCAAGAAGAUGAAGGAGCUCAUCGAACAAGCCCGGGAUGCAGCUAACAGGAUUGUGGUCCCGAUGAGUUUCCUGGGCGAUGGCCACGUGGAAAUGCGUGCGCCGAAGAAUCUGGAGGAUCUGAAGGCCUACACGUCCUUGUCCCUGUCGCUGCAGAGACCCGAGGACAGGGGUGAUGGAAGACGUAGACGCAGACAGGCCGGCGACAAAGGAGACAUGUUUGUGUUGUAUCUUGGCAAUAGAGAUUCUUCGAAGAACUACAUGGGUUUGGUUCUGAAGGCCAACGUGCUGUACGGGGUGUACAAGCUCAACGGAGUCGAGUAUUCCAUUCAGUCGGGCUCCAUCUCCAAGUCCCCGUCUGAGCCGGCCCAGUUCGAUCAAGUGGACUUCCAAAGGAUUUACCAAGAUGUACAAAUGAACCUGACCAAAGAUAUCACCUCAAACACUCCCACUGAGCCAAUUGUGAAAAACAACAAAGGGGAGGAGAGCAAGAACCUCCUGGACAUCAGUCCCAGCGAUGUUGUUUUCUACGUCGGAGGCUACCCUGACAACUUCACUCUGCCAGCGUCUCUCAGCUACCCCAAGUACAAGGGCUGCAUUGAGUUCUUCUCUUUAAACAAUAAGGUCGUCAGCCUCUACAAUUUCCAAAAGGCAGAGAAUAUCAAUGUGAAGGUUCCAUGCAAGAGAUAUGUACGUCCAUUGGAUUCUAGCUACUAUGAAGGCACUGGAUAUGGCAAAGUGGUUAUAGAUAAAGAAUCUAGCCUGCUCCUCAUCGGUAUGUCCAUCUAUUCUCGCUCAGAAAACGGUCUGCUGAUAUACAUCGGAAGUGAGGACAAUUACUUCACCGUGACGAUUGAGAAGGGCUUCGUUGUCAUACGUAGUAAUUUGCAAGCCGCUCCAGCUAUAAGUACAUCGAAAACAUUCCCGACAAGCGACUGGUCAGACAUCCUCAUUAUUCGUACAAGCAGUGGGAAAAUGACUGUCCGCAUGUCCAACAAAGAAGUGGUCACAGCCCAAACUAGCUACGACAACAAAGCAUUUAAAGAAUUCUAUAUUGGUGGCGCCCCACAAGACAUGAGGGAAAAAUAUAAUAUCACCACACUGCCAUUUAAAGGAUGCUUGAAGAAUAUGAAGCUGAAUAAAAACUUUAAGCCUGUUACCGACCCAGUGGGCAUCAGCAAAGGGUGUCCCACGGACUCCUUGGUUACUCGUAAAGCUGAGUUCAGCUUGGGGAGCUCCCUGACAUCUAACCUCAAAGGCUUUAGUCUGGCCAAUGACGUCACUGUCUCCCUCGGAUUUAAGAGCACAGAGGACCAGGGUGUCAUUCUGCAGGGCCAACAGACGGGUCAUAAGAUUGAUCUUGUGUUGGAAAAUGGCCAUGUGAUUCUCCAUUUCAGCAAGAUCUGGAAAUCAAAUGAACAAUAUAACGAUGGCCAGUGGCAUUAUUUGACUGUAACCAGAAGAGGUGAAAGUGUCAAGGUGGUUAUUGAUGACCAAGACACGGGUCGUGAGCUGGGUGACAGCAAAGCCGCACCUAGCACAGGAGACAUCUUUGCCCUGGGAAAAAACACGUUCAAGGGCUGCAUCGCCAACCUCUACACGAGACGGCCAGACAAUAUGUACAGGCCUGCAGACUUCAGCACCUUCCAGACUUCUGGAGAUGUCUUGCUGGAUGUGUGUACUGCUGACACUCUUCCUCAACUGAUGCUGGACCGCGCCUUUAAGAAGGAUGUUGUGAUGCAGGCGACCAAUGAGACUCUAUCAACAUGUGCAUUGCCUGCCUUGAUUCAAAAUGCUUAUCGCAUGGGUGGCCCUGUCAGCGGCCUGAGCUACAGCCUCCCACUGCAGGUCCUGCGGCCCAGGCCCCACUUUUCGUUGGAUGUCAGGACUCGAGCUCUUGAAGGCCUCCUGUUCUUUGCGGCUACCAGAGGAGGGCGCUCUCAUCUCGUUUUAUACAUAUCCAAGGGCCGGAUCAGACUGUCUGUGGGCAAACAGAAGGAGAUCUUCAACAGGGAGAAGUACAACGAUGGGAAGUGGCACUCGGUCAUUUUCAGUUUGGAGAAGAAGACAUUUCGAUUGGUUGUCGAUGGGAUCAGAGCCCAGGACGGUCUUCUGACAAAUGCUGAGUUGACAUCCAUGCAGCAAUUUGUGUCGCCUGUGUACCUGGGCAGUGCCCCAGAGUCCCUUCACAGGGAGCUGAAGUUGAAGGCCCUUCCCAAGCAAAGUGUGUCCGGCUGUAUCCGCAAUUUUAAAAUGAAUGGAGCACCGAUGUCAAAUCCGACCACGAACCACGGUGCUGGCCCCUGCUUCGAGGGACAGACGCAGAGAGGGGCCUAUUUCUCAGGGAAUGGAGCACAUGUCAUUCUCAAUGACUCCUUCAUCGUGGGCUCCAGCUUUGAGCUGCUGUUUAAUAUUCGUCCGCGUAGCCCGACUGGACUCCUGCUCCAUGUUGGUGAUUCCAGUUGGAACCAAUAUGGGCCCGCAAUGGGCCACUACCUCACUGUCUACAUGCUCAGAGGAGAGGUCGUGGCACAAGCAAACAACGGCAAAGGGGAGUUCAGGGUGUCGGUGAAGCCAAAGGUUUCUUUAUGCGAUGGAAUGUUCCACAAGAUUUCAGUAAUCAAGAGGAAGAAUGUUGUGCAACUGCACGUGGACACAAUGGACCAUUACAAGAUCGGACCACCUUCGUCCACUGUAUCUUUGACCAAAGACUCGUUGUAUGUGGGUGGCAUUCCCGAGAUGGCAAUGCAACAGGCGCUCCCCGUCACGUCGUCCUUCGUGGGAUGCAUCCAGGACAUGAGGAUCAACGGUGACUCAGUGUCCUUCGACAGGCCGUCUGGUGUGUUCGGUCCGGUCAACCUCAAAGAGUGUCCGGGCUGAGCGCCUCGUCGCAUCUUCACCAAACCAACCUUGGGACCACGUCCACCGCCAACCUUGUGCAAUCUGAUACCAAGACAGCGAAUGUGUUUGUGUGUGAGAAUGGGGAUUUUAUGAGGUGUGCAAUUCAGUGUGUGUGUGCGUGUGUCUGUCUGUGUGUAAAAUAGAGAUAUGAGCAGCAGCUUACAGGUUCAUAAUAUUUGCUGGUCGGUUAAACAUUUCUGUAUUUAUUUUGUGGUAUAAAUCAUGUAUCAGGGCACCACUUCACAUAUUUUAACAGUUGUUUUUUUUAAGUCUCAUGUGUUGGUCCAUUUGAUUUUCUGUCGACAAUCAAAUGCUUCUGAACUGGCUUGUGAUUGGUCAGGGCUGCAGCAGGAUCAACCCAGCACUCUAGGAAAACAAAGGAGGCCUUUUUGAUGGUGCUUUAAUGGAGAUCAACAUUGUUAGUUUGAUCUUUCUUUUUUUGUUUGUUUUGUUUCUUUGUUGGAAAGUUUAUACAAGAAUAAUUACGUUUACACCCGCUGCGAUCAAUUUAGUGACAUUUCAGGGGCUGUUUUAUUUACAUAUCCACAUGCCAGCAUUUAAAAUUAUGUAUUUGAACUGGUCAAUAGUCGUGGAAAGCGCAUGUUUUUUCACCAUACAUGAGUUUUCUGUUGUUCUGAAUUAAUUCUCAAUUUUGCAUUCCUUUUCCAUGCAUGAGGGUGUAAUGUCAGUGACACAAGAAAUCAGCAUGAAGUUUGUGGAGCAUUGUCUAUGAGUUGAAAACAACUUAGACUGGCUUCUAAUACGUCUCACAAGUCAUAUUUGGGACCAUUUAGUCCAUAUUUCCAUAAUAUUGAUUGUAAUAAUACCAAAACAUAAACAUGUAUUUUAUGUAUUUAAACUCCCCAGCAAAUGUUUACUUACCUGCUUUGUACAUUUGUGGAAAAAUGUGUGACAAAUGAAAAAAAUAUGCAUGAUGAUUGGACAUAAUGAUUUUGAGAUGCAUUCCUGUCUUGUGACCACUAAUUUGUAAGCUAAUUUGUAAUUAAUGUUCUUUAUAAAUACUUCUCAGUGCCAUAAGUAUUUCUUGAAAAAUAUAUUUUGUCAUUGCAUUGUUUUUAGACAUCUGGGGAUUCAUUCUUGACGUCUCAUUUUGUUAUAUGCCUGUUGCCUCAACUCCUAUCUCCUUGUGUCGCUUCCUUGCCUCCUCCGCUUGUGUCUCAGGUGGGAGGGACUAAGAUGCUGAGGGGAGGAGGUUAGGAAAGGAAACGAGGAUGUACAUACUGAGACAUGAGAAGAGCCCACAAUCUGAACACAAUAGACAUGUUAACUUGGUAACAGGCAACAGCUAUCAAAAUAAAGUAUGGGAUAAAGUAGGGCCGAAAGCGUGCAGCAUAAAUACAUACAGUGAGCCAAUAUGUUGUUCGGUCCCGUCUAAAGGGAAUAAAGGUAUCCAUCCCUUAAAGGUCCAAUAUAUUUGAUUGCACCAGUGGAAGCUUUGUGGAUGCUGUCAUGAAUAAUAUAACACUACCCUAAAAUACAUAUUUUUGUACGUGUCCAUUAUAAAGUACACCACAUAUAUGUAUGUUGUCAUCAGUGAUCCUUCAACAUUGACAUUUGUCAUAAUGAUGAUACCCUGUGCUCCACUGCCACUGAGAGAUGACACUUGUAGAGAUGCUAAUUAACAACCUGUAUUCUCACCAUAAUGUAAUCAGAUCAAGAAGAGU
This is a messenger RNA of Cyclopterus lumpus (lumpfish), 11948 nucleotides long. RefSeq names its product laminin subunit alpha-3-like. The transcript is spliced from 77 exons. The coding region runs from base 4 to 10242 and encodes 3412 amino acids. Gene Ontology annotation, molecular function: signaling receptor binding. Gene Ontology annotation, cellular component: basement membrane. Gene Ontology annotation, biological process: regulation of cell migration; regulation of embryonic development; axon guidance. Lineage: Eukaryota; Metazoa; Chordata; Actinopteri; Perciformes; Cyclopteridae. The record is from RefSeq and is a predicted model, not a curated record.